Messenger RNA from Gossypium raimondii (Peruvian cotton), 1530 nucleotides. RefSeq lists its product as uncharacterized. Bases 64 to 1398 code for a protein of 444 amino acids. The record is from RefSeq and is a predicted model, not a curated record. Gene Ontology annotation, biological process: transmembrane transport. Gene Ontology annotation, molecular function: transmembrane transporter activity. The transcript has 14 exons. Lineage: Eukaryota; Viridiplantae; Streptophyta; Magnoliopsida; Malvales; Malvaceae.
ACUUUUUUUCAUUAAGUCCAAAGAAAGAAAAAGAAACAUCGAGAGGAAGAGAGAGAGAGAGAAAUGGAGAAGAAGGUGAAAGCUUUAAGUCAUCUAUACGUGACGGUGUUCUUGUCGGGUUUUGCGAGCUUUAUAGUGGUUCCGGCCAUAACCGACGUCACCAUGUCCGCACUUUGCCCCGGCACCGAUGAAUGCUCCCUCGCCAUUUACCUCUCUGGUUUCCAGCAAGCUGUGAUAGGAGUUGGGACCGCUCUAAUGAUGCCACUUAUUGGAAAUUUGUCGGAUCAAUACGGAAGAAAAUCACUCCUUACGUUGCCUAUGACUUUGUCCAUAAUCCCUUUCGCUGUAUUGGCAUGCAGUACAGCAACCAAUUAUUUUUAUGCCUAUUACACACUCAGGACACUCACUGCCAUGAUCUCCGAAGGCAGCAUUAACUGCCUUGCGCUUGCUUAUCUGGCAGACAACAUAUCCGAUACCCAACGAGCAUCUGCAUUCGGUAUUCUUGCAGGUAUAAGCUCAGGUGCCUUUGUAUUUGCAACACUCGCAGCUCGUUUCCUGUCCGCCGGUUCUACAUUUCAGGUUGCUACAUUUGUAUCAAUGCUUGCAGUAGUUUACAUGAGAAUAUUCCUCGAGGAAAGUAUACCAGAUCGAAACGACAGUAUGACACAACCGAUCUUGAAAGAAACCGAAGGUGUGAUUCAAAAAGAUGGCAAUGUUGAUACAAGAAAGAUGCCUGUAUUCAAGACCAUUCCGUCCUUGAAAGACAUUAUUCGCUUGAUAAAGAGCAGUCCAUCAUUUUCUCAAGCAGCAAUUGUUGCUUUCUUCCAGAGUCUUGCAGAGGGUGGAAUGAUAUGUUCGAUAAUGUACUAUUUAAAGGCUCGUUUCCACUUUAACAAGAAUCAGUUUGCUGAUUUGAUGUUAAUUGCCGGAAUUAUAUCGACCGUUUCACAGUUGUUUAUCAUGCCCUUAUUGGUUUCUCCUAUAGGAGAUGGAAGGUUGCUUUCAAUAGGACUCUUAGUUAGCUGUCUAAAUUCCAUUUUUAACAGCUUGGCCUGGUCAGCUUGGGUUCCUUAUGCAACUACUGCAUUAUCUAUUGUAAUGGUCUUUACAACACCAUCUUUACGUAGCAUCAUUUCGAAACAAGUCGGCACCACGGAACAGGGGAAAGCUCAAGGAUGCAUAUCAGGUGUGACUUCCUUGGCCAACAUCAUUGCUCCAUUAAUAUUUAGUCCUCUUACAGCAUUGUUCCUAUCUGAAGAGGCACCAUUUCAUUUCCCUGGGUUUAGUAUCUUGUGCAUUGCCAUCACAUUGAUGAUUGCCUUCAUUCAGAGUUUGACAAUAGGGAAGACUCCUUCGAAUUCAAGGGAUGAAAACUGCAGCAAUAGCAUGGAGGUUUAGACAGGAGAAAGUUAUAGAAAAAUGUAUUAUUGCUUUAUAUAAAUAUGUAAAUACACGAGGAAAAAACUCGAAUACGAAAACCCUAAUGUUGAACGUAGAAGCUGUUUGUUAUGUACAAGUAUAGUUACGAAA